AUGAGCGACAAUCGACAGCAACAGCAGCAACAGCAGCAGCAGGCACCGCCUCCGCGUGUCAACACCGCUGCGGCGCUGCUGCAGGAGAUCAAAAAGGAAAGGGAGGAGCGACUAUCCUCCAGCGGCGGUAGCUACCCGCACGCCCUGCGCGGUGGCAGCGGCGCCGCCGAUGUCGGCCCCUCCUACACAAAGGCGCCCGUCGUCGGUUUCACCGACCACCGGCUGCCGCCGCAGCAGCUGCCGGCGCCCGACAAGGUCACGCGGACCCAGCCGCCCAGCCUGCCCUGGCCGUUCAACGACAAGGCCCGACCUCAGAGCGCCGAGGGCGAAAGCAGCGCCGACGUGGACACGCCGGGCGGUCUACCCGCGCUGGAGCUGUUCUCGGGCCUUCACUUCAUGAAGCCACGCGUGGGUGGCGGCGGAGGCGCCCAGAGGUCCAACUCUCGCGCCAAGCCGAAGGCGGGACGAGACACGAACGAGCGGGGCGCGAGCGACGAGGAAGAGGAGAGCGACGAGGGGGAAGAGGAGAUCGGAGAGCAGGCGGUGGUGUUGCGGCGACACCACGGGGCCAAGCGGCGACAGGACAGCUCCCAUGAGCUGGUCCUCGAGCAGCACGCCGGCGCGAGCAAGCGCCUGCGACCAGCGGCGAGGCCCAAGAAGGCCAAUCUGUGGACGCUCGACGCCCACCUGCACUACCUCAGCAUCUGGCUGGAGUAUCUCAACACCUACAAGACCCACAUAUGGACGAUCAGUCCGCUCGACCCGGCGGCGCUGGACCACAACAACGCGCGGCACCUCCUGUGCACCAACGAAGGCGCCGAGGACAGGUCGGCCCUCUCCCUCUCCGUCAACUUCUGUCUGGCCAUCGGCGCGCUGAUGCACGGCGAUGAGAAGUCGCACAUGGAGUUCUACAUGCGCGCGCGACAGCACCUGGGCUAUCUGUUCGACACGACGGACUACAGCGUGGCGCUGGCGCUCAUCGCCAUGUCGCACCACACCAUGUACUGGGAGGCCGAUGCCAAGCGGAGCGAGUACUACCUAACCCUGGCCAUCAACAUCAUCGCCCAGCUGGGCGCCUUCCACAGCGACGUCUACCACCGCUGCCUGUGCAUGCACAGCCUCACCUUCCGCCACGGGUCGAACGACCUGGCCAAGAUGGUGAAGCUCAAGCAGGAGCUGCGGCGGGCCAAGCAGAUGCCCUACUACCCCAUCACCCAGUCGGCCAACUCGGUCGUCUCCUACGACAUGUUCCGACACCUCCGCUUCGUGACCGGCGCCACGGGCAUCAUGACCAGCGUGGUGGCCGGCAUCAACCUCUUCAAGGCCGUGUCGCCGCCCGGCUCGCAGGGCUCGGUCUCGCCCGAGCAGCAGAUCGUGUUCCGCAAGCUCAUCCAGGCCCUCGACGACCUCGACAGCGAGAUUCGCAGCCUGCACGGCAUGGACGCCCCCAGCCCCUCCGCCUCGCUCACCAUGCUCGCCUUCAUCACCGCCCUCCGCGCCGAGUGCUACAUGUGCCUGGGCGACUACAAGGCGGGCCUGAGCUGGGCCAACCAGUUCCUGCAGGACUCGCGCAAGCCGCACUUCCGCUUCGUGAUCGCCGGGGUGGUGCUGAUGCUGGACAUGAUCAUGGGCAUCCUGCUGCGGGCCAACCAGUUCGCCAUGCUCGCCGCGCAGAUGGACGCCAUCGAGCACAACUGCGUGUCCUGCCCCACUCUCGACCUCGUCAAGAACAAGUACAAGAAGCACCUCAUCGAAGACAUCCAACGCCGACAGCUCAUCGCUGACUCCCGAACAGCACUGGAGGACGCGGGAACGUCGGCUCUGCAGCACUCACAGCCGCAGCGACCAGCGCUGGUGGCGCCGCUCCUCGCCAAGCAGGAGCCGCCGCCGCCGCGAGAGGGCGGCAGCUACGCGUUCGGGGACUUGCCGGCCGGCGGUCAGAGGGAUUCUGGGUCGGGGUCGCCCCUGGGCCACACCUUCCCCGCGUCGCCGUCGUCUGGGGCCGCUGGCUUCCCCUCGCGCUCCAGCCAGUGGCACUACUACGCCGGCGAAGGGUCGGGCGCCCAGCCCCAGUCCUCCGUCUCGGCCUUCUCGCCGUCGUCCAUGCUCAAUUCCGACUCGGCCACGCCAACGCCCACCGGUGCCGAGGGCAACCGUCGCGCGGUGGAGACCCCCGAGGAGUACUCGGGGGGUGGCCAAAUGGAGUACCAAGAGGAAGAGGGCCGGAAGGUUCAACAGGGCGAGGCCGAUGGCGCUGUGGGUGACCACCAGCUGGACCGAUACGAGGCGCCCUCGCCUCCGCCGCUCGAUGACCACGAGUACUUCAACGGGCUACUCAACGACCAGGAUGAGGGUCUCCUCCAGCAGUUCCUAGACUCUUCCUGA
This is a messenger RNA of Acanthamoeba castellanii str. Neff, 2385 nucleotides long. RefSeq lists its product as uncharacterized. The transcript is spliced from 6 exons. Lineage: Eukaryota; Discosea; Longamoebia; Acanthamoebidae. The record is from RefSeq and is a predicted model, not a curated record. The coding region runs from base 1 to 2385 and encodes 794 amino acids.